CCGCCGGACCCCGCCCCGCCUCCCCCCCCCCGGGGGGCCGCGCCGGGGGGGGGCCGCCCCCUCCCACCCCCCCUCCCGGUCGCCCAUGGAGCACCAGUCCAUCAUCGCCCAGGUUAGCAGGGAGGAGGGGAGCGCCCCGCUGCAGGAGAAAGGUACCCAGGCCCCUGCCACCAAGAAGCCACGGAGCCGCAGCAUUCUCCAGUCCCUCUUCUGCUGCCUGUGCCGCGAUGACGGGGAGCCCUGUGCUGGUACCCCUGGUGCCCCGCUGCUGGUGGAGGAGAAUGGGGCGCUGCCCAAGGCUGCCGUCAAACACCUUCUGCCUGAGAUCAAGCCACAGGAUGCUAGCAAACUGUGUGUGGUCAUCGACCUGGAUGAGACACUGGUGCACAGCUCUUUCAAGCCGGUGAACAAUGCCGACUUCAUCAUCCCGGUGGAAAUCGAUGGCAUCAUGCACCAGGUGUAUGUGCUCAAGCGGCCACACGUGGAUGAGUUCCUGCAGCGCAUGGGUGAGCUCUUCGAGUGCGUGCUCUUCACUGCCAGCCUGGCCAAGUAUGCGGACCCCGUGGCCGACCUGCUGGAUAAAUGGGGGGCCUUCCGGGCACGGCUUUUCCGGGAAUCCUGUGUCUUCCAUCGGGGCAACUACGUGAAAGACCUGAGCCGCCUGGGCCGCGACCUGCGCCGUAUCAUCAUUGUGGACAACUCGCCUGCAUCCUACAUCUUCCACCCCGAUAACGCCGUGCCGGUGGCCUCCUGGUUCGAUAACAUGGCAGACACGGAGCUGCUGGACCUCCUACCCUUCUUCGAGAGGCUCAGCAAGGUGGAGGACGUGUACGCAGUGCUCAAGAAGCAGCGGACUAACAGCUAGUGCCCUCCACCACUGCAGGUGCUGCCCAGGGGCACCGCCGUGGCAGCCGGGUGCCUUGUGUUAGGGGGAAAAGUAUCCCCCGGUGUGCCCCCACCAUCAUCCUUGGAUGCCCUCCCUGCCUGCUGGUGGUGGGAGACGUGGGUGCCCCAUCCAGGGAGGUGGGUGUCCCCUUCCCAUGGAGGAGGAGGGCUGUGGGUGCCCCGCUGCCUUGCUGUGCUGAGGACCUGCUGGGGAGGGUCCCGGUUCUCCCCCACUGUCCCCCCCCAACUUGUGUCCCCCGUCCCCAGAACGGUUCUCAGGUCCUUUUCCCCUCCGUGUCCCCCCAAAUCGGGGGCUGGGGGGGUCAGCAACUGCUGCUUUCCACUGCCUUUGGGCGGGACUGGCCUCCCUCAUCUGGGCUCUGCCCACUGAGGGAGGGGCUGGUGGCCCUCAGUCCCUAUGUUCAGGGGGUGUGGGAUGAGUUAAUCGCUUGCCACCACCCUGAGAAAUGGGGGAGUCUGAUUGGCCUUGGGGCAUAGGGUUUCCACCAUACCCUUGACUGCUUGGGUGCAGCCCAUCACCUCGGGGGGGCACGUCCCCACCCCCCUCGUGCCUUUUGCUGCCCCCUGCCUAGGGGCUGUGUUCUGGGGGGUAGCCCAGCCUCAGGGCUGAGCCCUUAGCCACAAAUGCCCCCCCACCACGUGCCUUGGGACACCAUGUCUCUGUGCCCCCUUCCCAGCCCUGCAAGGGCUGUGCCUCCUAUUUCACCCCUUCCAACCUCGUUUUUUUCCCAUGGGGGGGGGUCUGGUGGCCUUACCCCUCCCCUUCAGUUAUACUUUAUCAUGGGAGCCACUCCAGUCGCCGAUGGGAGGGGGCACACUUCCCUUCCCCAUCCAUCUGCAGCUUCACCAAAAGCUGCAAACCCCCCGGGGGAGCGACACCCCCCUACCAGCAUUAGUGUGCCCCCCCCCCCCAGCCUUACCCCAGCACCCCCAGCUGGGGCAGGGUGGGAGGCACUGAGGACCCCUCUCCCUGCAGGCUGGGGGUUACCCUGACCCCUGUGGGGUCAGGCUCGUGCCAGGGUGCCCCCAGCCUUGAGGGGCUCUCAGGGAGGGUUUGUGGGGGCCGAGCCCGGCCAGGCCGUUUUUAGCAUUGCAAUAUGGACAAUGGCGAGUAUCGUUUUAGGGGGAAAACCAACGGUUUCCCCAAAAAAUUAUGGGUGCCUUUUUACCGCUGUGCCAGGCAAGGGGGGGGGGGCAGUAUUGGGGGGGGUGUCAUGUGAGGGGUUUUAGCUCUGCGGUGCUGUCCAUCUGGCUCAUGCCAGCAUUGCCCUUCUCCCAGUGUUGGGUGCUGGGGGGCAGGCAGGGGUGCCCCCCCGGCCUGCCCACACCCCUGCACCCCGCCCCCAGGCCUCAUCCCUCCCCUCCGGGAGGGUUGAACUCAGCACUUUAUAUUAGACAAGUCAAACGGCACCAGCGAACCCCCCUGCCCAGCAAGCACCCAUGGGUGCUGC
Molecule: messenger RNA, 2357 nt
Organism: Pezoporus occidentalis (night parrot)
Lineage: Eukaryota; Metazoa; Chordata; Aves; Psittaciformes; Psittacidae
Gene: CTDSP1
Product: CTD small phosphatase 1
Exons: 7
Coding region: 86-865 (259 amino acids)
Molecular function (GO): RNA polymerase II CTD heptapeptide repeat phosphatase activity
Source: RefSeq, a predicted model, not a curated record